Mauremys mutica (yellowpond turtle) is the source of this 2347-nucleotide messenger RNA. It is a transcript of the gene PRKCSH, whose product is annotated as protein kinase C substrate 80K-H. Gene Ontology annotation, cellular component: glucosidase II complex. Gene Ontology annotation, molecular function: protein binding; calcium ion binding. Gene Ontology annotation, biological process: liver development; N-glycan processing. The transcript has 18 exons. The record is from RefSeq and is a predicted model, not a curated record. NCBI's taxonomy places the organism in Eukaryota, Metazoa, Chordata, Testudines, Geoemydidae. Bases 178 to 1749 code for a protein of 523 amino acids.
CUCAACAUGGCGGCCCGAACACGCCGUUUCCUUUGUCUCUCCCGCCUCCAUCCUUCUGCGGGCGCCCAAGCGGAUGUGAGCCGCCGCUGACUUCCGGUUUCUCUGGCGUGGACCCUGGACCCUUCUCCACGGGGAUUCCGCCCCCUCCUCGGGAUCUGCUGCCUCUGCCUGUGGAUCAUGCUGCUGCCGCUGCUGCUGCCCGCGCUGAGCGCCCUGGCCUCUGCCGUGGAGGUGAAGCGACCCCGGGGUGUCUCUUUGACCAACCAUCACUUCUACGAGGAAUCGAAGCCGUUCACCUGCCUGGACGGGUCCUCGACCAUCGCCUUCGAGUGGGUCAAUGACGAUUACUGCGACUGCCAGGACGGCUCGGACGAGCCAGGGACCUCGGCUUGCCCCAACGGCCGGUUUCACUGCACCAACGCCGGCUACCGGCCGCAGUACAUCCCCUCCUCCCGCGUCAAUGACGGCGUCUGCGAUUGCUGCGACGCCACGGACGAGUACAACAGCGGCUUCGUGUGCGAGAACACCUGCAAAGAGAUGGGCCGGAAGGAGCGGGAGGCGCUGGCGCAGAUGGCAGAAGUGGCCAGGGAAGGCUUCCAGCUCAAGCAGGUGCUGAUUGAAGAAGCGAGCAAGGGCAGGGAAGACAAGCAGAGGACACUGGCGGAGUUACAGGAGGGGAGGAAGUCUCUGGAGGAGCAAGUGGAGACGCUGAGAUCGGUGAAGGAGGCAGCAGAGAAGCCAGAAAAGGAAGCCAAGGAGAUUCACCAGAAGAAGUGGGAGGAACAGAAGGCGGCCGAGAAGGCGGCGCAGGAGCAGGCCCGAGCCAGCGACGCCUUCCAGGAGCUGGACGAUGACGGGGACGGCCUGGUGUCAGUGGCCGAGCUCCAGACCCACGUGGAGCUGGAUGUGGAUGGAGACGGGACCCUCUCGGAAACGGAAGCCCAGACUCUUCUGGGGAACGCCCUGCAGGCCGACGCCUCCAGCUUCCGGGACACCGUGUGGGCUGCAAUCAAGGAAAACUACAAGCCCGAGGGCCUGCCUGACGCCGCUCCCCUGCCCGAGGCCCCGGAGCCCCAGCCGGACCUGCCCUUGGAGCAGCCGGCCCCCGAGGACGACUACGAUGAGGAAGAGGAAGAGGAGGGCGACGAUGACGAGAGCAACGAAGAGGAGCCGAAGGUCCCCCCGCUCAAGCAGCCGGCCGACAAGACAGCGGAGCAGGACGAAGCGGAGAAGAUGCCCCCUUAUGAUGAAGCAACACAGGCCCUCAUUGACGCCGCCCAGAAAGCCCGGGAGCAGUUUGAAGAAGCCGAAAAGUCCCUGAAGGAAAUGGAGGAUUCCAUCCAGAGCCUGGAGAAGGAGAUCUCCUUUGAUUUCGGCCCCCAGGGGGAGUUCGCGUAUCUCUACAGCCAGUGCUACGAGCUCAGCACCACCGAGUACGUUUACCGGCUCUGCCCCUUCAACAGAGUGUCCCAGAAACCCAAAAACGGCGGCGCCGAGACCAACCUGGGCACGUGGGGUUCGUGGGCCGGCCCGGACGAGAACAAGUUCAGUGUCAUGAAGUACGAACACGGGACGGGCUGCUGGCAGGGCCCCAACCGCUCCACCACCGUGAAGCUGACGUGUGGCAAAGAGACCGUGGUCACGUCCACCACGGAGCCGAGCCGCUGCGAGUACCUGAUGGAGCUGGUGACGCCGUCCGCCUGCCAGGAGCCCCGCGACCCUGGCGCCGCCGACCACGACGAGCUGUGAGGGGCCGGGAGAGCCAGAGUCUCUCUCCUGCGGCCCCACUUCCCAGCCAGGCCAUUCCAGGGGGUGGCUGAGUGACUCUCCUCCCCCAGCCCCGAUCCGGACCUCACCACUGCCCACGGCUGUGCCCGCCCCCCGCUGCCCCCACCAGGCUCUCCCAGCUGCCCAGAAAGACGCCCACAGCCCGCCAGCUGCCUUCUCGACACCAGAAUGUGAGUCGUGCCCUGUGCCCGCCGGGCAGCUGCCAGGCUGCGUCCACUGGAUUCCCCGUCAGCCUGGCACCGGUCCCUGGCAGUGCCCCCAACGCCCUGGGUGAUCUUCCGUGAGCAGCUCUGCUGGGGGCACUGCCCGUGUGCCCAGCGACUCGGGGGUCCGGUCACCGGCAGAGGGUCCCAAGGCCAAGAACUUCCAUGCCAUGAGGGCGCCCCCCCUUCACCCCAGGAGCUGCCCCCCGCCCCCAGCCCCUGCAUCGACUGAGCCAAGCAGGGAGGCCGGGGGCGGGGAGGCACUCAGGGGUCGCGACCCCCGGCCAGCGCCGAGGGAGCGAGCGGAGAGAACGUGCGUCAAGGAUUCCCAUCCCAAUAAAGGACGUUUCUCCCCA